UCGGACCGAUAUGCUCAAGAGCUGUUGCUGUCUCACAAUAUUGAACGCAUUAAGCGCGAAGAGGCGGCUGCAAUUGUGGCUGACCAGAACUUGCAGAGCUAUUACAGUAAUCGCCUUGCGAAUGGCGCCGUCAGCUUUCCCGGCUUUCCAGGCAUCUCUGGGCUGAAUCCCACUGUAGCCGCUCUUGUAGCUGCCCAGCACCAAGCUCAGAAUGAACUGGAAGAGAUGACCAGUAAGACGUCUGGCGAUGGGGAAGAAGACAAGCAAAAGGCUGAACCAAAAAAGCCGACAAUAGAGCAGAAGAUUUACAGUACCAAUGAUUUGCUGGAAAUAAAGGCGCAUAAGCAGUUUGACAAAUUAGAACCAUUGAAUGAUUUGCCACUGUACAAUCAGGCGACUGAUCUGGCCAUAGUUCGGGCAAACUACGAACGCUUCAAAUCCUUUCGAAAAGUUCUCGUUGAGCGUAUUCGCCGACAGAAUGCAGAGCGAGUUUUGCAUGUCAAGUGCCUUUGUGAGUCAUACGAUAAGAACUGCCGAGAGUGGCUGAAGAAGAUGAAAAAGAAGGAGUGCACGACGAUUAAAAAGGCAAAUGACCAGAAGCUGCGAGACUACUUUGAGCGGCAGUUUCAGGAGCUUCGAAAACAACGCGAGAACAAGGAACGAUUGCAGCGAAAUGGGCAGCAAAUUCGUUCUGAUGCCGAGCUGGAUAAGAUCAUCGACGGACUGCAGGUGCAGGCGAUAGAGGACCAGAAGAUGCGCAGCUACGCCGUCAUUCCGUUCAUCAUGUACGACAGCACGAUGAAACCUCAGGCAAAGUACGACAAUCGAAAUGGCUUCAUUGAGGAUCCCUUUCUGCUGUACAAGGAGGUGGAGAACAUUAACAUCUGGACGGAGGGGGAGAAGGAGAUUUUUCGCGAGAAGUACCUCCAGCAUCCCAAAAACUUUGGCCUCAUUGCGAGUUUUCUUGAGCGAAAAUCGGUGGCCGAUUGCGUGCAGUACUACUACUACAGCAAGAAGAAGGAAAAGUACAAGGAGCUACUGAAGAAGCACGCCAAGAAGAGGACUAGAGCGUUGGCAAAGCAACAGCAGGCGGCGAACGCUCACUCGGCCCAUCGAGGCUCGCCGAUGAUGAAGGAUGCCCCGGAGAAGGGAGGCGCUCUGAAGUCGUACGUCGGCAAGACGGCCAGUGCAACAUCGGUCAUUCUGCCGUACGCGNUACAGCAAGAAGAAGGAAAAGUACAAGGAGCUACUGAAGAAGCACGCCAAGAAGAGGACUAG
Messenger RNA from Rhagoletis zephyria (snowberry fruit fly), 1278 nucleotides. The record is from RefSeq and is a predicted model, not a curated record. Lineage: Eukaryota; Metazoa; Arthropoda; Insecta; Diptera; Tephritidae.